AUGGGAGUGAAAUCUGGGUCUCGCCGCUUCGUGGGCGCCCGGCGCGAUGGCGAGGGGGCAGCUGUCGGGGGCGCCUGGGGGGCCCUGGUGCUGCUGGGGCUGAUGCUGCCGGCGGCGCCGGCGGGCGCCUGGUACAAGCACGUCGCCAGCCCCCGGUACCACACGGUGGGGCGCGCCUCGGGGCUGCUCAUGGGGGUCCGCCGCUCCCCUUACCUCUGGCGCCGGGAGCUGCCGGCCGAGCCCCCCCGCCGCCCCGGGGGAGCCGCGCCCGCCGCCGCCCCCCGCCGCCCCCGGGCCGCCCCGCCGGGGAGACCCCGCGCCCGCCCACCGCCGCCGCCGCCGCCCGGCCCCGGCCGCCUCCUGCAGCGCCUGCUCCGGCGGGGCUGGGGCUGGGGCGGCCCCCGCCCGGCCCCCGCCCGGUCCCCGCCCGGUCCCCGCGGAGCUCAGCUUCUCCCGCUUGAAGACAUGGCUCUGAUCCACUGAAGGGGCCCAGCAGAGAUGCUUCAAGCGCUGGAGGAGCAUUGACUGCCCGAGGUGGAAGCCGUUCACCCCAGCUGGCAAGGAAGAGUCUCGUCUGCGGAUCUCCUGGUACUCUGACCUCUCUGAAACCACACAGACAAUUGCAUUCCAAAAAAUCUGAUUUUUCAUGGCCGCUGUCCAGACGCAGCGGUAAAUUCAUCUUGUUUUCAGGUCAACCUAGUGCUAUAAACUUGGGGAGAAAUAAACAGGGAAGAUAUUUAUUUUUGUUUAUUUUUUUUAGAUUUCUGUACUAGCUUGUUUGCAAUAUGAUACAAACAUGUACUGUUUGCUUCCUAGGAACCUGCCCUCAUUAAAAUGAGAAUUGA
Gymnogyps californianus (California condor) is the source of this 845-nucleotide messenger RNA. RefSeq names its product neuropeptide W (gene NPW). Gene Ontology annotation, molecular function: G protein-coupled receptor binding. Lineage: Eukaryota; Metazoa; Chordata; Aves; Accipitriformes; Cathartidae. The record is from RefSeq and is a predicted model, not a curated record. Gene Ontology annotation, biological process: G protein-coupled receptor signaling pathway; feeding behavior.